AUGGGCAAGGACUGCGGCAACCACGCGGACGACGACUUCCGCCAGUCCUGCCGCCGCCUGCUCCUGAUCCUCCUCACCCUCGCCCUCCUCGCCGGCGUGAUCGCGCUCAUCAUCUACCUCGUCCUGCGCCCCACCCACCCGCGCUUCUACCUGCAGGACGCCUCGCUCCGGCAGCUCGACCUGACCAACGGGUCCGCCCCGCUCCUCUCCACGACGGCGCAGGUGACGCUCGCCUCCCGCAACCCCAACGCGCGCGUCGGCGUCUACUACGACCGCCUCGACGUGUCCGCGUCCUACAAGUACCAGCAGGUCACGCUCAACUCCAGGCUGCAGCCGGCGCCGCUCUACCAGGGCCACGGCGACGUCGACGUCUGGUCGCCGGUCCUGGCGGGGCCCGGCGUCCCCUUCGCGCCGUUCCUCGCGGAUGCGCUGAGGAAGGACAUCGCCGCCGGGUACCUUGUGUUGCAGGUCAGGAUCGAUGGACGGGUCAGGUGGAAGGUCGGGAGCUGGGUGUCGGGGCACUACCACAUCUUUGUUACCUGCCCGGCGUACUUCAUCAGCGCCGGCGCCGGCAGCGGGUACGGCGGCGCGGUGGGCGCCCACGGGCUCAGGUUCCAGACCGCCACGUACUGCCGCGUCGAGGUCUAG
Miscanthus lutarioriparius is the source of this 648-nucleotide messenger RNA. The record is from the annotation of a GenBank genome assembly. NCBI's taxonomy places the organism in Eukaryota, Viridiplantae, Streptophyta, Magnoliopsida, Poales, Poaceae.